AUGAGUUCAUCAGCUAAUAACUCCGGCGCAGCAUAUCCUCCCCCACCUCAUUCCACAGCUCGAGGUCCUUAUUAUGUGCAGGCCCCACCACCUGCUGGUUAUCCAACAAGAGAUGGCCCAAAUCCCCAUGGACAUGUCGCCGUAGAAACGAAGUCAAAAGGUGAUGGCUUCUGGAAGGGAUGCUGUGCUGCCUUGUGCUGCUGCUGCGUUUUGGAUGCAUGUUUUUGA
Messenger RNA from Prunus armeniaca (apricot), 228 nucleotides. The record is from the annotation of a GenBank genome assembly. NCBI's taxonomy places the organism in Eukaryota, Viridiplantae, Streptophyta, Magnoliopsida, Rosales, Rosaceae.